CAUCAACAUCACCUCGGUUCGACGCGACUUGACACUUGUAGCGUCACACACUACCAACGGACGAAGUAGAAAGCGAAAGAGAAGACUUUCUUCACCCACAUCCUCCAGUCGGUCAAGUGUGGAGGCGAAAGAAGGGAAGGGGGCGCAGCUUGGACCAUCAUUAAUCCCUCCUCGUCCUAUUGUUUUCGUCAAUCAACCAACUAUCAUCCUCGCAUCAUUUCAUUCAACAUUAUUCAAAACACGUCACGCGUCAUCUUUACUCGUGUUACCCUAAGUACAGUAUCUCACACCUUGGGCGACAAGUGCGAAACGACAAAGGUAUCAUCGACACAUCCCACAUCAUCAACAAAGGCGACACGAGGGGAGUGGGAGGUUAAGGGCGUGCACGGUCUGACAACGGAUCGUAUACAUCUUGUCCCUACUGGCACCUCGAACAGACAUCCAUUCAUCCACUGUCACCGAAUAACAACAGCGAGAUAGAUAUCAACGGGAUCCACCGAACCGACCGUUCCCUUGUCACGACCGACGGCAUAGAUAACGCCUCCACAUCAGCAUCCCUUCACGACUCCACGUCGAUAAGACUUUUUGUGCGCUCACAUCGACCAGACAGACAUAUAGCAUCUUUCCGAAUCACUACAUACCCACAUGACAUCUCCAACGUCCUCUAUCCCCUCACCCAUCUCAUCCGGUGCUCAUCAUCAGCACAACUUUGCAUUCUCCAUAAUGGCAUUGCAACAACCUCCACGAGCCCCAUCCGCGGCAUCCGGUAUAUCUGGCAUGUCGGGUCUGUCCAAGGGUCCCAGUAGCGGCAGUGACAGUCUUGGUUCCCCCGAUGACCCCUCUCACUACCAACACGCACCCCAUGCAUCCUUGUCAAUGCAUCCAGGAGUCGGCGUACCCAUUCCGAAUGCCGAUCCGUCCGCCUUUUUACCACCGGUCACAUCAUCCCCUCCCCCUCAAACACCCUCGUACAUUCCACCUCCUCAACACGCCAUGGCGCCUGAUCCUAUUCACUCUAUGCCUUCUUGGCCUCCCGAACCUUGGCGAGCUGGUCCUUCCCAGUUUCCUCCUCGUUCGGCAUACAGACAGAGCGUACCCAACGGUCACAUGCAACAUAACAUCCCUGCCAAUCUCGAUAGCUCUUAUCCUCGCUCAAUGAGUAUUGCUGGCACAGGGGUGGGCAUGGGUGGAGUGGGUUUGCAACACCCAGCGAUGCAGGCGGUGAUGAUGAAUGGGAACAGACCAGGAUCUGCACAGGGCAGACGGCGACGAGAGAGGGAGGAUGAACGCGAAAGAGAAAGGGAUGAAGACGAGGUCAUAUCUACCAUAUUUGUUGUUGGUUUUCCGGAUGACAUGCAGGAAAGAGAGUUCGCGAACUUAUUCACCUUCGCUCCUGGCUUCGAAGCAGCUACCUUGAAAUUCCCAUCUGGCCAGAGACAUCGAGAACCCACUGCUGCUUUACUCGCCGAGCUCCAACACCUAGCAGCUUUGCAACAGGAACACGGAGAAGGAAAUCAGCCGGGAUUGGAAGACGCCAUCGCCGCUCUGCAGCUUUCAGCCACAGCAUCGACGUCCGCUUCGACCACACCUUCAGCGGCCAUCUCGUUGACUCCCUCGGCACCAUCCAAUCCCAUGCUUGGCGGCGGAGGUCCAACGUUACCAUCUAUUCCUCCUCGUAGGCAGACUAUCGGAUUUGCCAGGUUUAGAAGUCGUGCCGACGCUUUGUCCGCUAAAGAACAUUUACAGGGUCGCAGGAUAGACGUUUUGACUGGUGCCACUUUGAAAGCGGAAAUGGCCAAAAAGAAUCUUCACACCAAAAGGAAUGCGACUAACGAAGAGUUUCUCGGGUUACUACUUCGUUCCGGUCGGUUGGCAGGAUUGGUCCACCCGGGAAUUUCUGGCUCCAAUCCUGGACUUUCCAUCAAUGGUCAAGGCAACUCGUCUGCUUCUCAAUCCGCUAAAGAAGCUUGGGAUUCGUUCGGUAGUGAAAGACAAUCUCAGAAUAUCUUAUCACAAUCCGACCCGACUCGAUCCACCGUUCAACCCUCAUCCGUUUCCAGUCCUCUGAAUUCUUUCCCGCCUUAUCAUCCCGGUUCUUCAAUGAUCAAUCCCUCUACUUCUCCGCCGUUGUCCGCUAAGUCACCCACGACAAGACCGAGCAACUCGAAGGCUCUGUUGGCGUUGGCGGAGGAGGAAGACGAGCUCGAAGGUUGGAGCGUGGGAAUGGGCGUCGGGACGGUAGGCAUGGUGAGUGGGUAUGUGCCUCGCAGGGCGGAACGUCUGGAAAUACUGGACAGACCAGGGGCAGCGGGACAACCAACGGUAGUGGGGAUGGGUUAUCAGAGUCACACGGCUUUUCAAGGGUUUGGGAGUAGUCCUCCUGGAGGAAGUGACCAUUUGAGUGAGACGAGGAGUUUGGGAGCUUUAUCAAAUACAAAUCCUGCGGAUCAGAAUCCUCCUAUCAACACGCUUUACGUAGGCAACCUCCCGGCCAUCUCGCCCCCUACUCAUCCCCCCAAUUUCCUCGAAGAAGCUCUGCGAGGACUUUUCAGUCGGUCUGCGGGGUUCAAGCGAAUGUCCUUCCGACAGAAAAUCAACGGACCCAUGUGUUUUGUAGAAUUUGAGGACAUACCUUACGCCGCACAGGCCAUCCAAGAGCUCUACGGGCACACACUGGGCGGGUUGGUCAAAGGUGGUAUCAGAUUAUCAUAUUCUAAAAACUCUUUGGGUCAACGUGGUUCUUCCCAUCAAACCAUCACACCACCUGUAUUUGGUGGUAUCGCUCAAGCUGUCGCCAUGGCACAUCUCAAUACUACUUCUCCAAAUCAAUAUGGCUCAGCACCCAUCCCGAUGCCUCAAUCAGAAAAUAGAGACGAUCCUAGUCUUAUGGGUACAUCUCUGUCACCUACCGCAGCCCCUUUCAUGGCUAUGUCACCCAGGUCGAGAUAUUUUGAUUCUUCCGUUUUUUCAAGUUCUUCCGUUCCUUCUUCUUCUCCUAAUGCUCCGAAUGUAAAUUCCAACAAUACGAACAGUUCGAAUGGUAGAGAUUCAUUCUCGGCUGGGGUACCUGUGGGAGGAAGCGGACAUGGAAGUGGAAGUGGGACAGGAGGAGGAUAUACAAGUUUUCCUUCUACGACAAAUUCGAAUAUUUCAAACACAACAACAGCGCCUGUGCCAGUUGGUUCACCGAUUCGUACUCCUGCCAGUUUCUCUUGGCUCGGUGGAGGAGCUUAUGGAUUCGGGGAUGGACCUUUUAAUAACCUUACACCUGGAUCUUUGACCGGCGCGGCAAAUGCUUGGACACAAACUCCCAGUGGUCAUUAAUCUAUUCGUCUCCACUCCGUAUUCAUAUAUCCCCUUUCCGUCUCUCUCAUUCACAUACAAUUCAUCUGUCUUCCAAUACACUUGAAUCUUUCUUCGAUACCAAAUAUAUUCGUUUCCUGUCUCCUGUGACAUCCAUCAAUCAUCAUUCGACCCCUUUCGAUGGGUAUCAUCAUGUGAUUCCUCACACUAGAAUACGUAACCAGAACCGUCUCGCUUUUCUCAAUAAUCGAUAACAUUCAUCCGAUUCGUCAUUCAAACCUCAUAGUUUACAAAAUUGUCUUGCUUACCAUUGCUUCAUGCUUCAAUCGCAUACAUACCAUGUCUUACAUCAAUCGAUCGCAUUUUGUUCGUUUUUAUUCUAUUAAAGAUUUACUACACAGUAUCAUUUUUUUUUGUUGGUCUGUUUCCUUUUUUGUGUUUUUAGAUACUUUGGUAUUUGGGGUGCAUGGUAUGCAAAUGUUUUGUCGAGGAAGCUUGCGAUCAAUGCAUUAGAAUCACUGC
Messenger RNA from Tremella mesenterica DSM 1558, 3825 nucleotides. RefSeq lists its product as uncharacterized. Gene Ontology annotation, molecular function: mRNA binding. Bases 646 to 3324 code for a protein of 892 amino acids. The record is from RefSeq and is a predicted model, not a curated record. The transcript has 4 exons. NCBI's taxonomy places the organism in Eukaryota, Fungi, Basidiomycota, Tremellomycetes, Tremellales, Tremellaceae.